GGCCCCUCCCUGACGCGGCCGCCGCCCACCCGCCGGCCCCGGGCUCCCGCACAUCUGGCGGUCCCCAGCACUUCUGGGCAGCCGGCGUGAAGCAUGAACGGCUCGCAGGCGGACGUCACAGCCCGGGCCGCCUGGCUGAGCUCCUGUUGCAACCAGUCGGGGGUGCUGCCGGAGCCCCCCGAGGGGCCGCGCGCCGUGCAGGCGGCGGUGCUGGGCGUGCUGUCGCUGCUCGUGCUCUGCGGGCUCCUGUUCCUGGGCGCCGGCCUCCUGCUCCGCGCCCAGGGUCUGACGGCGCUGCUGGCCCGAGAGCUGCGCGCGUCCCGGGAGGGAGAGCCCGGCGGCGCCAGCGGAGGCGAGGAUGACUCCUAAGGCGCGCCCGGCUGCGCUCGGGGGUCGCGGCCUCCCGGCGGCCCGCGGACUCCACGCUCGACUUCGAGGGAGCGGCCCCCAGCGCCAGACGGCUGCAGCGGGAAGCCCUCCGGCGAUGCUGGCGCGCGCGCGCGCACACAGGUGAGAGCCCGCCCAGAUGAGAGCCGCAGCGCCUCGGGACUGGGGGCGCAGGGGCUGGAAACCGUCGUAUUGACCGGGCUCGCUGCGCUCAGCCACAGACCCAGCUUUUCAGAGACUCCCGUUCCAGC
Messenger RNA from Balaenoptera musculus (blue whale), 638 nucleotides. RefSeq names its product small integral membrane protein 41 (gene SMIM41). NCBI's taxonomy places the organism in Eukaryota, Metazoa, Chordata, Mammalia, Artiodactyla, Balaenopteridae. The record is from RefSeq and is a predicted model, not a curated record. Bases 94 to 369 code for a protein of 91 amino acids. The transcript has a single exon.